Molecule: messenger RNA, 552 nt
Organism: Hylaeus anthracinus
Lineage: Eukaryota; Metazoa; Arthropoda; Insecta; Hymenoptera; Colletidae
Product: zinc finger protein 425-like
Exons: 2
Coding region: 1-552 (183 amino acids)
Biological process (GO): regulation of transcription by RNA polymerase II
Molecular function (GO): RNA polymerase II cis-regulatory region sequence-specific DNA binding; DNA-binding transcription factor activity
Source: RefSeq, a predicted model, not a curated record
AUGUACGAGUGUCCCAGUUGUCACAAUCCGUACAAAUGGAAGAAAUCGAUGCUGUCGCACCUGAGGAAUCAGUGCAAGCAACCGCCGCGAUUCGAGUGUCCCCACUGCGCGAUGAAGAAUUACCAGAAGGCGCACAUGAUCCGACAUCUGCGCGUCCAUCAUCCGCAGCUCGCGCAAAUGUUCUGGGACCGAAAGCUCAACAAUUUCUUUCGAUACCACAUCCUGCCGCUUCCGUUCGGACAGAGCAUGAGCUACAAGAGCCGAUCGGGAUCGAUCGGAAAACGUAGCUUGGAAGUGCGACAAAACGUGAAACGGAGAGGCCUGAAGAUGAGUCCCAGCGACAAGAAGAAACCGUUCCAGUGUCAGAAGUGCGGCCGCGGGUUCACCCUAAAGAGAAACAAGGAUCGUCACGUGAACUACGAGUGCGGUCACGAGCCGAGGUUCCAGUGUCCUUACUGCGGUCUCCGUAGCAAGCAAACGUCGCCUGUGUACGCCCACAUCAGGAAGAAGCAUCCGGAAGAGGAGGUGUUUAUCUUCGACAUGAAGCUCUGA